This is a messenger RNA of Eremothecium cymbalariae DBVPG#7215, 627 nucleotides long. RefSeq names its product Vph2p (gene VPH2). Gene Ontology annotation, cellular component: endomembrane system. Lineage: Eukaryota; Fungi; Ascomycota; Saccharomycetes; Saccharomycetales; Saccharomycetaceae. The transcript has a single exon. Bases 1 to 627 code for a protein of 208 amino acids. The record is from RefSeq and is a predicted model, not a curated record. Gene Ontology annotation, biological process: vacuolar proton-transporting V-type ATPase complex assembly.
AUGUUUGGACUGGUAUUAAACGAGCGACUUCGCGGUCAACUAGAGAUAUUGAGCAAUAAGGACGGCGGAGGGGAUUUGGAUGCUUCUUUAGCUUUGCAGCAAGGUUGGAUAUCGUUCCAGAGCUUGGAAAGGCUGAAUAGGCAGUAUUUUACAGCAAGGGAUGAUUUCAGUGGGGGGGAGUGCAUGCAGGGGCUACGGUUUCGAGUUGAGCCACGUCGGAAGAAGGGCGGCAGGUACACAGAGGAGUUUCGGAGGCAAUUGGAGGAGUUGAGGGUGUUGGAACAAGAACGGGAGUAUUGGAGGCUUAUUGGGAAGGAUGAGGAAGACUAUAAUAAGGGGCGGGACAGCCUUCUGCAGAUCAACAAGCAGAUUAAGGAGCAGAUUGCGGCGGUUUUUAAUAUUCUGCUUACAGUUUUUGGUGUGACGUAUGGCGUGUGGUACGUUUCAGGUACUUCGGUCGUUCUCGACUUGCAUGUGAGGGUGCUAUUAUGCUUGUUUGCUGGUAUUGUUGUGUUGAUUGCAGACGUUGCGAUGUAUAACAUGUAUGGGCGAAAGAUCGAAGAGGCCAGGGAAGUGGAACGGACGAUAAAAGAAGAAAAACGUGUAAUUACAGAGCUAAUUAUCUAG